Mus musculus (house mouse) is the source of this 936-nucleotide messenger RNA. RefSeq names its product olfactory receptor family 2 subfamily Y member 17 (gene Or2y17). Gene Ontology annotation, biological process: signal transduction; G protein-coupled receptor signaling pathway. The record is from RefSeq and is marked provisional. Gene Ontology annotation, cellular component: membrane; plasma membrane. The transcript has a single exon. Bases 1 to 936 code for a protein of 311 amino acids. Gene Ontology annotation, molecular function: olfactory receptor activity; G protein-coupled receptor activity. NCBI's taxonomy places the organism in Eukaryota, Metazoa, Chordata, Mammalia, Rodentia, Muridae.
AUGGGAAGUUUCAAUACGAGUUUUAGACAGGGUUUCUUCUUGGUGGGUUUCUCUGAUUUCCCUCAACUGGAACUCCUUCUCUCUGUCCUCAUUUCCAUUUUCUACUCCCUAACUCUCUUUGGCAACUCCACUAUCAUUAUUCUUUCACAACUGGAUGCUCGGCUUCAAAUGCCCAUGUACUUCUUCCUCUGCCACCUGUCCUUCCUGGACCUGUGCUAUACCACCAGCAUUGUGCCCCAGCUUCUGAUUAACCUCCAGGGAUAUGACAGAACCAUAAGCUAUGGAGGGUGUGUGGCCCAGCUCUUCCUUUUCCUUGCUUUAGCCACCACAGAGAGUGUGCUCCUGGUUGUGAUGGCCUUUGACCGCUAUGUUGCUGUGUGCCGCCCACUGCACUACACGACCAUCAUGCACCCCGUUCUCUGCCUCUCACUAGCUAUUGUUUCGUGGGUAGGAGGAUUCAUGAACUCUCUAAUUCAGACGAGCCUCAUGAUGGCGGUGCCUCUUUGUGGACAUCGACUGAACCACUUCUUCUGUGAGAUACCUAGUCUCCUGAAGUUGGCCUGUGAGGACACAGAAGGAACAGGAGCCAAAAUGUUUGUGGUCCGAGUUGUAUUCUUGAUUUUUCCCAUAACACUAAUUCUAAGCUCCUAUGCAAACAUUGCUCAGGCAGUGCUGAAGACCAAGUCAAUGGCAGGGUGCAAAAAGGCUCUGGGGACUUGUGGGUCCCACCUUGUGGUGGUUUCUAUGUUUUAUGGUGCAGCCAUGUACACAUACUUACAACCCAAGGGCACCUAUUCUGAGAGCAAGGGGAAGUUUGUGGCCCUUUUUUAUAUUAUUGUCACCCCCAUGCUCAACCCUCUGAUCUAUACCCUAAGGAACAAGGAUGUCAAGGGGGCUCUGUGGAAGGUGCUAGGGAGAGCUACUGACUUGGGAUAG